AUGUCGAGACUGACGGAGCGACAGCAGCUCGCGCGCGCGAUGGCGGAGAGCUCCGCGAUGACGCCCGCGCUCGCGACGACGCGCGACGCGAAGGGGCGAGCGACGACGGGCGACGCGCGACGCGGGACGCGCGACGCGGAGCCGCGAACGCCGGCGCCGCGCGCGACGACGACGACGCGGGCGACGAUGGAUUCGAGCUCGACGUCGACGACGCGCGGGAAGCGACGGUCGAGGGUGGAGAAGGAACUGGCGAGUCUGGCGCCGUGGGCGUGGGACCCGCUCGUGGGGCGACACGCGCCGGGGCCGUCGGCGCUGCGGGAUUUCUCAGAGGUCGUCGCGGACGGCGUCGCGGCGCGCGUGGCGAACGCGAUCGGGAGCGGGCAAAAAAUUGAGAUGAAGACGUUCGAUCGCACGCUGGCGCUGCGGGGGGACGACGCGAGAGAGGGCGAGGGGGGGGCGAACGCGCGAACGAAGCCGCGGGAGAAGACGACGCGGGAGAAGGAGACGAAACGAGCGAGCGCGACGACGGUGACGAAAACGACGGGGACGAAAAGUCGAGAACGUUCUUCCAAGGCGGCGGCGGUGACGCCGAUCGUUUUGUCCAAGACUUUGGACGACGUCGCGGCGACGCCGACGGAGAAGAAACCGACGCGGACGAGCGCGAGGACGACGCGCGGAUCGAACUCCGUGCAGACGACGGCGAUCGAGGUCGUCGACGUCGCUGAAAAGGAAAACAAACCCAUCGCUAGAAAGAAAGCGAUCGAGCAGCGCGAGAUCGGUGCACGCGUCAAGCGAAGCGGAGCCGGAGUGCUCAGGGACUCGAACGGCGCCGCGGCGAAGAAGGAAGCGACGCCGACAGAGGUCGCGCCGGCGGCGAAGAAGAGAAAGACACCGCCAGCGCAAUCGGUGGCAAAAGACACCAAGACGGUCGUGAAGGCUUUCCAGACCCCCGCCGCGACGAAGAAGCGCGCCAUCGCGCCGGUGGAGGAAAAGACGCCGUCCAGGGAAGAUCUCGCGCUUCGAAAGUUAACCGUCGCGCGAAAGCAAAGAAUGGAAGCACAGUUAGAGUUGGUACUCGCGAAAACGUACGUCCGAGCGAUCAAACGUCCGAUCAUUCCGCAGGCAAAGCCAUCGCAAAGAUUACUCGAUGCGUAUCGCGCUUUUUCUCUCGCGUGCGCGGCGAACAGAGAGGCGCCGCCAAAGCCGGCUGCACGUCCUCGAACGCUCGAGUUCGGCGCCGCACUCGCACGCGGCGUCGAUACUUUGAGAGCCGAAGAUGAGAGCGUCGCAGCGGGCGUCAACUAG
This is a messenger RNA of Ostreococcus lucimarinus CCE9901, 1305 nucleotides long. RefSeq lists its product with no specific name. The transcript has a single exon. NCBI's taxonomy places the organism in Eukaryota, Viridiplantae, Chlorophyta, Mamiellophyceae, Mamiellales, Bathycoccaceae. The coding region runs from base 1 to 1305 and encodes 434 amino acids. The record is from RefSeq and is a predicted model, not a curated record.